ACAUUUAUCAAACAACUGUUCAAUUUGACAUUUCGCAUUAAUAAUUUGUUGUUGUCUCGUAAAAAAAGAAAAACAUUGUGUUUUGGAGCCGACUUCUUGUAAUAAAUAAAAAAUAAAGCAUUAUUUGUGGCUGGGAAGAAAAUGCACACAGAUUUAUCACCACAUUUGCAUACUCCUCAUUGCAAUCAAUUAAUAGAUGAUUUAAAAAAGUGUCACGAAGAGAAUAAAUUUGCCAAAUUUAUAGGAAUCUGUAAUUCAUUCGAUUCGGCGGUGGUCAAGUGUCUGAAACAAGAACGUAUUGCCCGAUCUGCUGCCAAUAGAGCGAAGGCCCGUGAAAGACAAGCUGAAUUGAAGAGUCGUUUAAAUCAAAAUCAAUAAACAGCAACAAAAUGCACACUGAUCCUUUAGCUGAAUUCUAUUUCCAACCGGAACCCCACAACAUUUGCGGCCAAGAUGUUAAACCUAUAACCGAUGAAUUCAUAGAAAAUUUUCCUUCUGUUGUUGAUCGUUUCUUU
This is a messenger RNA of Lucilia sericata (common green bottle fly), 515 nucleotides long. Its product is annotated as COX assembly mitochondrial protein 2 homolog. The record is from RefSeq and is a predicted model, not a curated record. Bases 142 to 378 code for a protein of 78 amino acids. Lineage: Eukaryota; Metazoa; Arthropoda; Insecta; Diptera; Calliphoridae. The transcript has 2 exons. Gene Ontology annotation, cellular component: mitochondrion.